UCAGACCAAUCUCCUGGUUGUGCCUUCCCUACCGUCGCCAUGUUUAUCCUAACCACCAUAUCGGACUUGAUUCAGAUUUCGCCUGAGGAUUUCUCAAAGUUCAGUGCAGUUGCACUUGAAGACAACAUCAAUGCCAAAUAUGCCAAUAAAGUCAUUCAAAAAAUCGGCCUUUGCAUUAGCUUCUAUGACCUACUUGAGUCUUCCGAUGGUCUGAUUGGCCAUGGGACCGGGUUGGUGAAUGUCAACGUCAAAUUCCGCAUGAUUGUUUUCCGACCCUUCAAAGGAGAGAUCAUGUUGGGAAAGAUUUCCAGUGGCACAGAACAUGGAAUCAAAAUUGGCCUUGAAUUCUUCAACGACAUUCUGAUCCCGCCACAAAUGCUUAUGGAGAAGUCCCGAUUUGACUAUGCCGAGCAGGUAUGGAUCUGGGAAAGUGAAGGUGGAACAGAAUUCUUCUUCGAUGUAGGAGAAGUUGUACGAUUCCGAGUCGAAUCAGAAGAGUGGCAUGACCAAAUUCCCAAUGCCCCAGAUGUUGCGGAUGAAAUCCCACAGGAUAGACGCCCUCCAUAUUCCAUUCUUGUUGGUCUUCUCCAUAUCCAUUUUCUAGCUCUCACUGACCAUCUUCUAGGGCUCGAUGCAAAUGGGUGGAACGGGACCCAUCACUUGGUGGUAGGCUGCUGCUGCUACCAUUUGAUUACUCCAUACGCCAAUGAGAUCUGCAAUGCGGCAGGUGCCGAGGACUCCGGCUCUCCGAGUCAUCGGAGAGUCCAAAUGAUUCUCCGAGCAGAAUUGCCGGUCGCCGGUGGAGCUCCGCCGGUCUCUCGUCCAGUCGCAGCCGCGCGAUCCAUCGUCAUCUGCGCCCCAGAGGUUGAUUGUAUGUAA
Penicillium mononematosum is the source of this 879-nucleotide messenger RNA. Its product is annotated as DNA-directed RNA polymerase III subunit RPC25. Lineage: Eukaryota; Fungi; Ascomycota; Eurotiomycetes; Eurotiales; Aspergillaceae. The record is from RefSeq and is a predicted model, not a curated record. Gene Ontology annotation, biological process: transcription initiation at RNA polymerase III promoter; DNA-templated transcription. The transcript is spliced from 7 exons. The annotation marks the transcript as partial. Gene Ontology annotation, cellular component: RNA polymerase III complex.